This is a messenger RNA of Pipistrellus kuhlii (Kuhl's pipistrelle), 5998 nucleotides long. RefSeq names its product insulin like growth factor binding protein 5 (gene IGFBP5). The coding region runs from base 694 to 1512 and encodes 272 amino acids. Gene Ontology annotation, molecular function: insulin-like growth factor I binding; insulin-like growth factor II binding; fibronectin binding. NCBI's taxonomy places the organism in Eukaryota, Metazoa, Chordata, Mammalia, Chiroptera, Vespertilionidae. Gene Ontology annotation, cellular component: extracellular region. The record is from RefSeq and is a predicted model, not a curated record. Gene Ontology annotation, biological process: regulation of insulin-like growth factor receptor signaling pathway. The transcript is spliced from 4 exons.
CGGAGUCUCUGUGGAAACUUCUGCGGGGUGAAGAGCUGGGGAAAGCUGCCCGGCAGUGCGGGCUUUCUCCUCCUUUUUGCUCCUUCUCGGUCCCCUCUCCUCCGCUUGCACCCUUCUCCGGGAUUCGCGCCCAGGCUGCGAAUUUCGAAGAGGUGGUUGCAAAAUAGGGAGAAAAGAGGGGUUAGGGGUUUUUUUCCUCUUUCUUUUCCUUUCUUUUUUCUUUCUUUUUUUUUUCUUGAUUUCAAUAUUUUCCCCUGCCCUUGCGGCUGCAAUCGCCACCUUCUCCGCUGAAGGAGCAGAGUGCGCUUUAGAUUUUAAACCACAUUUUUUGAAGACGAACCUCUUUUUCUCCACCCCACCCCGUCUCCCCCGCAGCCUCCGAGCUCCUUACUUCGGUGGUUGCUCUGGGGCGAACAGUUUUUGGCUUUCCCCCCUGCAGUCGGCUCCGGAGCCGCUGGUCCGGUGCGCGCACCUGGCGCCGCUCUCUCGCCCCCAACCUGUUGCAGGUCUUGAGUCCCUGUGAUUGGGACUUGCGCGCGGGCACCCCGGCCUUCUCCCUCUCUCCACACUCUGCCAUUGUCUGGGGGAGGGCACCUGCUCUACCUGCCCGGAUUUUUUAGGUUUCCUCCUCCCAGCCCCGCUCUCCCCGCGCCCUCGCUCUCCGCCCCGCCCGAGGCGAAGGGAGGCUUGAAGAUGAUGUUCCCCGCGGUGCUCCUGCUGCUGGCCCUCGCUGGGCCGGCCCGGGGCCUGGGCUCCCUGGUGCACUGCGAGCCGUGCGACGAGAAGGCCCUGUCCAUGUGCCCGCCCAGCCCGCUGGGCUGCGAGCUGGUCAAGGAGCCGGGCUGCGGCUGCUGCAUGACGUGCGCGCUGGCCGAGGCGCAGGCGUGCGGCGUGUACACGGAGCGCUGCGCGCAGGGCCUGCGCUGCCUGCCGCGCCAGGACGAGGAGAAGCCGCUGCACGCGCUGCUGCACGGCCGCGGCGUCUGCAUGAACGAGAAGACCUACCGCGAGCAAGUCCGGGCCGAUCGGGAAUCCCAGGAGCACGAGGACCCAACCACCGCUGAGGGGGCUGAGGAGACCUACCCCCCCAAGCACUUCCGUCCCAAUUCCAAACACUCCCGCAUCUCCGAGCUGAAGGCCGAGGCCGUGAAGAAGGACCGCAGAAAGAAGCUGAGCCAGGCCAAGUUUGUGGGGGGAGCCGAGAACACCGCUCAGACCCGGGCCAACGCUGCCCCUGAGAUGAGACAGGAAUCCGAACAGGGCCCCUGCCGCAGGCACAUGGAGGCUUCCCUGCAGGAGCUCAAAGCCAGCCCUCGGAUGGUGCCCCGUGCUGUGUACCUGCCCAACUGCGACCGCAAGGGAUUCUACAAGAGAAAGCAGUGCAAGCCUUCCCGUGGCCGCAAACGUGGCAUCUGCUGGUGCGUGGACAAGUACGGGAUGAAGCUGCCGAGCAUGGAGUAUGUCGAGGGGGACUUCCAGUGCCACACCUUCGACAGCAGCAACGUUGAGUGAUGCGUCCCCUCCUCCUCCUCCUCCUCCCCCACCCUGUCCCACCCCCAGCCCCAACUCCAGCCAAUGCCUCCCUCCACCCCAGGACGCCACUCAUUUCAUCUCAUGUAAGGGGAAAACAUGCAUAUAUCUAUCUAAUCGAGGAACCUGAGGGCCUCAGAAUCUCUAGCAAGGUCUCAACUUUGGAAAUGGCAACAAUGGAGAUGAAAAAAGUUAAGGAGAUUUCCCUCUCCCCCCGUUCCCCCUUUUUAAAUGGUUUUCUUUUUGAGGCAAGUUGAGUGAAUAGGGAAGAGAGGAAGAACAAGAGGCAGAGAAGGGAAGAAGGCACUUGUGUACAAGAGAGAGGAAGACGAACAGAGUGAGGAAAGGAAGGGAGAAAGUGGGCAGGAAGGAAAGAUCCCAGGCCUCACGGCGGGCCCCACCUCUCAUAUGCAGCCCUGGCCUGAGCUGGGGAGACGUUUGGGUGCUAGAGUUUUGGCCCAAGAUGUAGUAUUUGGUGACAUACUUGGAGCUUUCCCAGGCUGGAUGGGUCACAGAGGGAGCAAGGCAAAGACAAAGCUCCUCCUGCAGCCAGCAAAGUGGGCAGCUCGAACUCUCCUUCCUCUGCUUGCCCCACUAGGUGUUCUCUCCCCCGCAAAUUUAUAAAAGCUAAAGUGCAUUCCACUCCCCUCAAAGCAAAACAAAUUAAAAGCUGAGUGAUAUUAGAUAGAUAAAUUUUCCUAAGCAGAUACAUAAGUAUUACAUAUGUGUGCACAUUUCCCUGUGCAAACUUGGAAAUUAAUACACACGCAACAGUGGGAAGACAUGUUCCUCCCGGUUGACCAGAACUCCGAGCUGAAGCAUGAGGUUUCAGCCCUUCCAUGCAUUUGAUUCACAACUAGCACAGCCUCUGUGGGGGAGGAUAGGCUGAAAAAAAAAAAAGUGAGCUUGUAUUUAUCUACAAGGCUCCAUGUAGUCAUAUAUAGGCAUAUAAAUCUACUUUCUUUCUUGUUUUUUUUUUUCCCUUCCUUCCUUUCUUUCAAAAAUUUGUAUUAUUAACUUUUCAAGUAGUUUCUAUGGGGGCAUUGAGGAGUUUCCUCAUUCUGGGCAAACCACAACUCAUAUGCUUCUAACAUGACCCAUAACACCAGUCUUGCCUGCCUCCCAUGAGCAGCAAGCUCAACUUUUUGUGGGACACAGUGUUGGAUUUUUUUUUUCUUGAUUUCCCACGUGCACACGUCUUCACACGUACCACCCGGCCAGGUGGAUGAGAGCCCUCUGUGUGGGCUCCUCAGACCCUCCAGAAGUAAUCGUCUCCAACCGCACGCUGAGCGAGCCCAACGGGCCCAAGUUUGACCUACUGGUCCCACCGGGCCUUUCCAUUUCAUCUGGGCAGAGCCUUCAUUUUGAAAGCCUCUCUCCCUCUUCACGAUGGCGAAGCAGGAGAGAGAUGGCAAUGAGAGAAGGCAAAGAGGGAUGUGGAGGCGAACAAGUUUCAAUACAGGGCAGUUUGUAAAGUGACUGUUCAGGCCAGAUAGAUGGAGUGAAGGGAAAGGGGCUGAUGGCCCCUUUCUAGCUUGGAAGCAAAGCAACCAAAAAGGAGACAAAGCCAGAGAAACUCCGCUGGCUCAUCACCCAAUAAGCCCUCUGGGAUUCAAGAGGAAGAUGGGGUAUAGGUUACAAAUGAAAAAUGAACUAACUCAGCCCUAGAGCCAGGAAGGGUGGGCAACCUUAGGGUUCUAGACUUAGCAUCUAGACCACAGCAAGGGGCAGUAGAGGGUGGCCAUGUCUUGAAGGGACAAGACUUUGUGCUCAGAUGCCCGUCUUCACCCAGCAGUGGGAAACUGAGGCCAGAGAGUUUUCAUUCACGCUGGCCAGUUCAGCUUCCUCCCUGGGGUGAGGAUGGAAGAAAGGCCUAGGACAACCAGGGAAUGGGUGCUUGGGGUGCUGUCACGUGGCAGCCACAUUCCGAACCAAGGACACUCCUGUUCUCGCCGACUUCUUCAACAAGUGGGCGGUCUGGGGGCUGUCCUCUGCGGCUGGAGCUAGCCUGUCAGGAAAGGGGGCUUGGACAAUGGCAAGAACACCCUUUCUCACUGUGAGCACAGCCCUCUCCACGCUUCCCCGAUGGCACCACAUCGUGGAGACACACCAACACUGAGCGUGGGGCAAUGAAGAGGGACAGCAAAGAAGCCAAUCUAGUCCAGCUGGCGGAGAACUUGCAGCUGUGCAUCAUGGGGGAUGUCUCCUGCUCCCUGGGACAGGACAGUUGGCUGGAGGUGGGAGAGAUGGUCGAUCUUCAAAGGACAAAGGGCCUGACGGGAAUAGCAGCUGCAAGGACUUACUUGACCUGCUGUCAGUGUACCCCAUCUCCCUGUGCCACUGUCCCCAAACCCCGACUCACAUUUCUAUGCUGUAGGCCAGUAUCCUGAACCUUCCCUGCAUCCCUCUUCUUCCUACCCAUCCUUCCUUUGGAUUUGAGCAGUCAUCUAACUGGGUUCUGCCAAGUGGACAGUGGGCUGCCAUUCCCCCUAAGAAAAGACUGAGCCAGGAACUGCAUGCCCCACUCCCACCCCUCUCUAGGCCUGGACUGGUUCCUGAGAGGGCUCUCCCCCCGCCCCACCCCCCUCCACUGUCUCCUGGACUUUGAAUGGGCUCCUGACAUUAGCUCUUUGCUGUCGCCCAAGGUGGGGACGAUGGCCUGGCUCAACUCCACCAGUCUCUUCAGGUCUCCAAUGCUCAUGACGACGACACACCUGUGUGUCCCCAGGGUUUGCAGGGAGUGAUCCUGGUCAGCUGGCCAAUCCCUAGAGGACCCUGGACCUUCUUGAGGGAUGAAAUCUAGCCUCUCCCAGGGGAGAUCCGACCUGAGCCCAGUAUGGAGAGACCACGGGAGAGAGUCACUGGGGACAAUGGAGCUGUCCCCCGGCAGGUGGGAGGGAAGGCAGAUGUGGAGCGCUGCCAGCUGCAGGCUUCUCCUUGACCCCAGGCUGCCUGGGCCUCUGAGUGCUCUCCUGGCGGCCUGAAGCUCCAGCUUCUCAAUGGCCUCAAGUCUAAGUGUUGACCUUCCCCAUCAGGGAGGUCUCAUCCCAGCUCCCUUUUGACUCAUGCCUCACUCCAGCAGUGUAGACCAUACCUGAUGUCCCCAUGGAGGGAGGCCUAGCCAGGACUGAUCCUCCUUCCCCCAGAGCCCUCCCCACCCUGGCAUCAAAGGGCAUCUGGGGAGGAAGUUUCUCAGACAGCCAGGCCUGGACAGGCCCGGAGACUUCAACCCUUACCCAGGGAGGAAGGGAGGCCCAGAGGCUGUGGGGUCCCACAACCUCUCCCCUCGCCCAUGUCCCCAUCACCACUUCGGUGUUCUCCACUGUACCCCUACAAGGGGCAGCCUCCUCUGGGGUCUGGGAGAGGUGGGCCAUGUACAGCACAAGCUCCCUUCACCAGCAGCCACCCAGCUGCCAUGGCAACCACCAGGCCCCCUCAGGAGGAGGCAAUGGUCUCCCUGCCCAUGGGCUCCUCUCCCAGAGGGCUCCAGCUCAUGAUGGGGCUCUGAGAGGAGGGGGCCAAGGAGAGACAGGACCCUCUGCUCUCAGAGAGGACUUUUGUGGCUUCCCAGAGAAACGAGGCUACAUUUUAAGAAGUGGUGAGACUGAGGGAACAGGGUUUGACCUGCCAGCAACCUGGGCGUUGUACUGUCUUUAUUUUUUGAAACCACUAAAGUGCAAGGCGUGUUUUGCACUUUUCUCCACUUCGUUUUUCUCGUAGGUUCUUGUGUCUUUUUUGAAACAUACUUCCUUGGUUUCCUAGCGGAGUACAUGGCUUAGCCAUCUCCACGGUCUCUGGCCUCCUCUCUCCAGCUCCUUCUGAAUGGGGAAGGGGGUUGGGAGGGCAAAUUCCCCCCACUCCUCUGGUCCCCGGACACCAGCCUGAGUCCCACCUGCCGCCAUCAGCACCGUCACACAGUAGCCCACACGGAUAGACAGUUGUCAGACAAGAUCCUUCAGAUUCCGAGUUGCCUACCAGUUUGUGUUUUUGGUUUUUGGUUUUUUGGUUUUUUCUUUUAGACAGCAGUAACCACAACACAUAUUACUGUAGUUCUCAAUAGUUUUACAUACAUACAUACAUAUACAUACAUCCAUACAUACAUACCAUAGCUCUCUUUUCUUCUAUUUUUUGUCUUCAACUUUUUUUAAAGAAAACAAAUGUUCAUAAUCUUUACUGGUGAAAAGGAUGGAUAAACAAACCAACGGACAAAACCAGUUCAUGGUGAAAAAAACAAAAUGCAGGAAAAAUAAUUUGCCUGAAUGUGGAAGAACUCACCUCCUGUUUAGUAUUUUGUACUUAAGGAAAUAAAAACGAGAAAAAAAAUAAAAAAACACAAUAGAGGAUCUCACGUUUUCUUAAAAAGGUGAAGAUUGCUGUAUGCUAUUUAUUCAUCUUAAAACUUAUGUUACUCCUGAUCUCUGUCGUUUGACGUGACGAAGCACUUAUUUAAUAAAGUGAUGCAUUCAGU